AUGCCUGGCUGCCUGCCUAACAAAAAGGCUAAAAACCUAUCCCCUCCAUCCCCCUCACCCCCACCCUCCCAUCCAGCAGCACUGCCACCGUCAACUGUUCAUCCACCUCCACCAGAGCUUCGUGCUGACUCCCAAGGAUGACUUGACCACCUGAGCUGCUGCGCGUCAGAGCAUAGCAUUUCUUGGUAUCGGCGGAUGGAUGGAUGACUGGAUCACUCACCAGGAGGUGGAUCAGAAGAGAGUACUAGCUAAUCACUGCCAAGAUCCCAACACGCGCAUGCAUCUGUAAGCUUCCACGCUGCAGAGAAUACUAGAUCGGGCGCUGCACAUUCCGCCGCGCGCGCGGGAUGGAUCACCACCGCCACCACCACCACCAUCACCACCAUCACAUGAUACCGGGCCAAGAACCACCGUCCGCGGCUGACGGCGGCGCAGCCCCGGACAGCUUCUUCCUCGGCCCCGCCGCGGCCGUCAUCUUCUCCGGAGGCGCUGGGGCGUCAGGUGCCGGCUCGUCGUCGUCCGGCGCUGCGGCCCUCGGAUCCUCGGUGGGGGGAGGCGGCCCGUCGCCGUCGCUGAGCCGGUACGAGUCCCAGAAGCGCCGGGACUGGAACACGUUCGGGCAGUACCUGCGCAACCACCGGCCGCCGCUGUCGCUGUCGCGGUGCAGCGGCGCGCACGUGCUCGAGUUCCUCAAGUACAUGGACCAGUUCGGCAAGACCAAGGUGCACACGCCGGUGUGCCCUUUCUACGGGCACCCCAACCCGCCGGCGCCGUGCCCGUGCCCGCUGCGCCAGGCGUGGGGCUCCCUCGACGCGCUCAUCGGUCGCCUCCGCGCCGCCUACGAGGAGAACGGCGGCACGCCCGAGAUGAACCCCUUCGGCGCGCGCGCCGUGCGGCUCUACCUGCGCGAGGUGCGCGAGACACAGGCGCGGGCCAGGGGGAUCAGUUACGAGAAGAAGAAGCGCAAGAAGCCGUCGUCGGCGUCGGCCGCGGCGGCGGGGCCGUCCUCCGAGGGGAGUCCUCCCCCGGGGCCGUCCGGCGGCGGAGGUCCCGACACGUCAGCAUCACCGCAGUUCAUCAUGCCGUGAGUUUUUUCUCUAGCUAGAUAUACUAGGUGAUCCAUCGCCAUCUACAUCCAUUGAUCCAUCUGAGCUAGCCAGCAGCGGGACUUGGAGUUCUUGUAAUGCCCUUGCUGGUAGAACAACAAGGCUUAGCCAUUGUUUUCUGCGUCUUCUUCUUCAGUGGCAAUAGCAUUUUGCAUUUUGCAAAAGAUCUCUCCCCCCUUUUAUUAUUUCCCCCCAUUUCAUCAGUUGAAUCACUGCGUGAGUACUGGUUUAAUCGCCGUUAUUUUAUUCAGCUUUCAAUCGAUUGCAUUGGUAGUGGUUUAUCCUUUUUCUUUGGUCUAUUUAAUUUGCUCCUCCGGAGGGAUGCAAACUUGCAAGAACAGUUUGAGAUUCCCACAUAGCCCGUUUAAUACUCCUAAUUAGUGGUCAAAUGGCCCCAAAAAAUUUUGCCCCAAAAAUUUUUGGGAACUAAACGGCCCCUAUAUAGCUGUUGCCGCAUGCAUGGCAUGGUGUGGAAGUUUAGUUUGCAGCAACAUUUUUUUUUCAUUUUGAUGAAAAGUUUGCAGCAACAAUUGUAAGGCUACUAUAGCUAUGUAGCUUGCAAGUAAGUAGUUUGGUUCUGACGAUGCACAAGCCAGCAGCUUAACCGGCUUGCAUUGCUAUUCAUCAUAUUGGCAGAACAGAAAUAUAAUGCUCCAUUAUCCAUUCAUGGACAGCUGGUGCGGUUCAUAUUUCCUUUCUUAGCAGAACAAAAGGGCAAUGCAAUGCAUGAGCCUGAGGAGAGGGGGAGUGCUACCUGAUUUGAAACAUAUCUAGCUAGUUGCUAAAGCCAGGAACAGCACAUAUAUGUUUGGUCUCCUUUAAUUUGUGUCUCUAGAUCUGGAACACAUGGCAAUCCAUAUGUGUGUCAAUUCCUGGACAACUAAUAUAAUUCAUGUCUUGUAACUUCAAUAAAUAUAUAUUUAUUCUUCA
Panicum virgatum (switchgrass) is the source of this 2036-nucleotide messenger RNA. Its product is annotated as protein G1-like6. Lineage: Eukaryota; Viridiplantae; Streptophyta; Magnoliopsida; Poales; Poaceae. The coding region runs from base 348 to 1088 and encodes 246 amino acids. The transcript is spliced from 2 exons. Gene Ontology annotation, biological process: mRNA transcription; response to light stimulus. The record is from RefSeq and is a predicted model, not a curated record. Gene Ontology annotation, cellular component: nucleus.